GCCGUUGGGGGUAUUUAGAAAAAUACUUUCAUCCUCCAACCUCCACGUCGACGAAAGGGAACGAUGAGGAAAUAUGUGUUUCUCGCAGGAAUUGUCGCUGCCCUUGCAUGGCGCGUGUCAAAAAUAUAUUUCGCGUUCAUACGCCCGGAACUACCGGUCGAAUAUUUCGCAGGCAAAGAUGCAUCGAGUCAUUGCACUAUACUAAACUCAAGCGAUAAUCGCCUUGCAUCCUGCGAGGACGGAACAUUCUGGGAUUUCACAGAUGCAGCAGGACACCUAGUGGACCGCAAAGUCAUUGCAAGCUGCGAUCCUAACAGGAAGAACUGGAACACCGUCAUGGGGCCUCUGAAAGAUGCUGACCCCCACGGAGCACUUUUUCUUGUCGAAUUCGACGAAAAGAAAGAGACAGUACAUGAACUCAAAUUUCAGGAUUACCCGAGUGACCAUGACUUUCAUCCACUUGGAGUGCAGGUUUGGCCUUCUAAGUCCGGUUCACCCUCAAAUAUGUUUGUCGUGAAUCAUGGCCGUCACAGCACUACUAUUGAGCAAUUCGUUCUUGACCCGAAGGAUAUUGCGAUAGCACAAUACGUGCGAACACUGUCCUCUCCUUACUUCGUCUCUCCCAACGCAUUGGCUCUCACAUCUCCAACAUCAUUCUUUGUCACUAACGACCAUCUCAUGACGCGUCGUCUUCCCUCCGUACUGGGAGAAGCACUGCCCCUGCUUGAAACGUUCCUCGGCCUCCCGCUGGCUUUCGUCUCUCAUGUUUCGAUCUCGGGGUACGGAGCUGAUGGCGCCCCAGCCAUCAAGCACACCAUUGCUAGACUCGGUACACCCUUCCCAAAUGGUGUUGCACUUUCGCCGGAUGGCAAGACACUUGCGGUCGCCUCGUCUUCGUAUGCAUGGGUCUACUUCUUUAAUAGAACGCAGAAUGCAGACGGUUCCGAGUCCCUUACGCAAUCAGCUCGUGUACCAGUUCCCUUCGCGCCUGACAACAUCCAUUACGAAGACGAUGGUACUCUUCUUGUCGCAGGGCAUCCGUUCUUCCCAGCUCUUACCGCCAUCGCAGCAAAUAAGACAGACGCGAUCGCACCAAGCUGGAUCGCCUCCCUAUCCCCUCGUAGGGAUGGAGAUUCUGCAACGAGGGUCUCAGCAUUUGAUACGAAUGCUCCCUAUCCUGCCUCACGACGGGUGAGUGCGGCUGCGAGUCACAAGAUCGAGACGAUAUAUCAAGGUGAUGGGACGAAGUUUGCCGGAAGCACCACAGGACUAAGGGACUCUCGGACCGGCAUCUUGUUUGUUACCGGGCUUUAUCAGGAGGGAUUGCUUGUCUGUCGUCCGUGAAGGCAUCCACCGUCCCUGAGAGACAGAUUAAAAUUCAUAAGUAUAAUAACCUCCUCUACCUCGUGCCUCGAGGUCAAUUUUGUAACAUUGAAUAUGCGAAUGAUUCUCUUUUCCC
Fomitiporia mediterranea MF3/22 is the source of this 1459-nucleotide messenger RNA. RefSeq lists its product as uncharacterized. The record is from RefSeq and is a predicted model, not a curated record. The transcript has 2 exons. The coding region runs from base 64 to 1344 and encodes 426 amino acids. NCBI's taxonomy places the organism in Eukaryota, Fungi, Basidiomycota, Agaricomycetes, Hymenochaetales, Hymenochaetaceae.